This is a messenger RNA of Phalacrocorax carbo (great cormorant), 3208 nucleotides long. Lineage: Eukaryota; Metazoa; Chordata; Aves; Suliformes; Phalacrocoracidae. The record is from RefSeq and is a predicted model, not a curated record.
AAUCUAGGUCUGAAUCAGAAGGAGAAGUUUUGCAGCAACACCAACCUGGUAGCACAGGGUCCUAAAGAUACAUCCCUGGAAAUACAGGAGAAAAGUUCAGCCAGCUCAAAUAUACAAAUAUUUUGGGAUUGGGUUCCUUUAAAAUGAAAUGAAAGAGGAACCUGACAGAGACAAUCUGCCUUUCCCAUAGGUCUGUUUUCCGAGACUCUUUUUUGUUAGUCAUUUCCUGUACAAAGCCAAGAAUAGAUUAUAACCAGAAGACUGAUACUGUUAAACGCAAUGAAACAGUUCCCUGUUUGCAAGGACCUUUGAGAACAUGACCUGCUUGGCUAACACAGAUCAAAAUGGUUUGUGAAAGGACUUGAGAAAGACCUCAUGCUGGAUGCUGCACGGGCUCACCAAGGCAGGCUUCAGUCCAGUUUUCCAAGUAGUGAUUCCAGGAAACCUCAUGGAGAUCCCAUCAUAAAGGCGGCAGCUGGCAAGCGCGAGGUGGUGUGAGUUUGCAGCGCGUCUGCUCCAGUGAAGUUCUCCAGGCUGCGAGAAGAAAGAAGCUGUGUGAGGGGGAAGGAGAAGCAGCAGAGGUUUCGUAAUGAGCACGUUGUUCCCUGCCACAGAAAGAGCCGGCCCUGCUGGCUGGAGCCAGCCCGGUGGGACAGCAUAUAACGGCAGCUGGCAUCACAGGCUGCUGAGGUGUGAGGACAGUCUCUACAACUGGACUGACUGUGAAGCUGGUCACUUUGGCAAAGUCCUUGGCACGCUGCUCAUCUGCUUCUGUGGGCUGCCGGGGAAUGGGGCUGUCUUCUGGUUCCUUGGCUUCCGCGUCCGCAGGAACCCCGUCACCAUCUAUGUCCUAAACCUGGCCAUCGCCGACUUCACCUUCCUCCUCACCAUCGCCAUCGCCCUUGUGAUAUUUUACGGCCCAGAGAGCCUUCGUCACCAGCUGGGCUCGCAGGAUGUGACAACUGUGCUGAACAUCACCAUCCUCUUCACUUUCACCGCCAGCGUCUACCUCCUGGUAGCCUUCAGUGCCAUGACAUCUCUGUCCAUCCUCCCCCAGGCUCGCUGCCCCUGCCAGCGCAGCCAGCACUUGCCAGUGCUCGUGUGCACCCUGCUCUGGGCCCUCUCCUUCCUGCUCACCAUGACCAUCUACUUCCACCCUGCAGCGCUCACUGUCUUCAUCUUGAGCUACCUCUUAUCAGUGCUUAUCUUGAUUUUUUCUGGUCUAACCCUGCUUGCCAGGGUCUUGUGCUGUUCGUCGCAAUAUCCCCCAAAGAAGCUCUGUGUUGUGGUCCUGCUAGCUGUCUUCUUCUUCCCCUUCUUCACUGCUGAUUUUGGUUACUGGCUCUUGCUAAGGCUGUUUGAAUUUUCUGUUUUUGUCUUUGGUGCCUCUCUCCUGUUCGCCUGUGUGAACAGCAGCAUCAAGCCUGUUAUUUACAUCCUGGCUGGGAGCUGUGCAAACAAGUUCACGUUUUCUCUUAGGGUUGCUUUCCAGGGGGCUUUUGAAGAUGUAACAGAGCCCCAAAACAGAGGUGAAACUCCCAGAGAAAACACAUUAGAAACAGUUGUUUAAACCUCUGCAGCCUCUCCCUGAGAGAAGAUGCUCUAGGGGUGGAGGUGUCCUGUGAGCCGAGGCGAGCCGAGGAAGAUGGCUUUCGUGCGGGUCUGGCUGCAGAUGAACAGAAUUAGCUGCAGCACAAGGAAGCGUGCUGGGUGGCACGGGAACUCCUGCCUGGGCUGGACACUGGGCAGUGUGAUGAAAUACCCAUCAAAACCUUCUGCUUUGAAACCUUUGCUUUGAAUCUGUCCUAUCCAACGGUUCUGAGCUUCUCCUGUCUCAAAAGUGAGCUUGCUCUACCCUGCGCACUAUUAAGACAGAACCAUGGAUGGUCUUUGCUCCUGCCAGUGGGGUUUUUUUGGUGUGUCUACUUAAAAGCAGAGUGCGGGUGGAUAAGAAAGCUUGGCACAGCAGGGCAGAACAGUUCCUGGGCAAACCCUUGUGUGUGCAUCUCCAGCGGGUGCUGACACGUGUAAGAAUAUGUGGAGACUUCACCUUCAGCUUUGUUACUGGGCAAGUAGGCAUGUGUUUGGGAUUGCCCCUGGAAGGCUUUCCCCAAAAUGCAUUGCUUCUGCUGUAAAUUGAGUUUUGUUUGCACAUCACACGGGCCAUCUACAUGCAAACGUUUAUGACUGGAAGUGCCUUUUGUGGUUCCUCCCACUUUCCUUCGGGCUUUCUGGAUGAGCAAAUGCUAUUUCGCAACCGUGACCUGAGGUCUGUAUGCACUUCUGGUGCGUCUGUUCCUCAUCUAGAUAAACAACAGAAGUGGGGUUAAAAUGAAACAACCCAAAAAACCCAGCUCUGCCUGAAGACUCUUAAAUACAAGAUUUUUCAUGUGAAAGAGGAUACAAGGAGAGAGAAGGAAAACAAUGGAAAGGACCCUGUUGAGGCCAUGAGGGCUGAAUCCCUGCAGCCUGGCUCAGGCACUCCCUGGCUAAAAGGCAGUGCUUUCUCUGCUUCUCUCUCCCCCCUGUGUCAGCCCUUGCUAUCAAGAAGCUGGGGGAUAGACCAGCUCUCAUUUGCCUGUGGACAAAGCCACCAACAAACCAUUGCUUUCAAGUUGGUUUUGUUUCCUGGUACGACUCCCCACCAGGCUGCACUAACUUUAGUAUGAGCGCAAGGGAAAGGUUGGGAAGAUGCAGCUGGCAGAGACGUGUGGAGGGAGAAAAGGCAUCAGCAGAGCAGACCUAGGAGCUACUGAUGCCAUGGCCUCUGGGACCUGGAUGGUGACAGAAGUUUCUCUGCCCUUUGGCUCGUCCCUCAGCCCAGAGCUACAUGUCACCAGACAGGCUGGAAUGUAAAUCAAUAACUUGUCACAGUACAGGUACAGAGCCAUGAUAACUAAACCUAUAAAACUCUUGGUUUUACAACAAGAAGCUCAGAUAGGUAAUGACCUGGGUGACUCUGCAGGCAAGGGAGAUCCUGGGAAGCAGGAAAAGCACGCAGGAGGAUCAUGGUCCUUCUGCACCUGCCUUGGGAGACACUCCUGGAUGAUGGGAUCCCUUUCCUGGACAACAGAUUGUAACUCAGAAAGUUUUUAAUUUCCAAAGGACAGGAAAGUGAGAGAGGGAGAAAUAAACCCCUCUCAAUUAUGGGAGACUCCUGCCCUGUUCUGUAAAACAACUCUGUUAAUAAAUUCUUCUUAGAUGUUUA